Molecule: messenger RNA, 4380 nt
Organism: Penicillium longicatenatum
Lineage: Eukaryota; Fungi; Ascomycota; Eurotiomycetes; Eurotiales; Aspergillaceae
Product: ABC multidrug transporter
Exons: 13
Coding region: 1-4380 (1459 amino acids)
Biological process (GO): transmembrane transport
Cellular component (GO): membrane
Molecular function (GO): ABC-type transporter activity; ATP hydrolysis activity; ATP binding
Source: RefSeq, a predicted model, not a curated record
AUGGAGAACUUGACCAUCCACAAUGAUUGCGUAUUGGCAGACAGUCGGUUUGGACCUCGUGUCAAGACUCAAUGCCGCAGCUUUGACUUCACGGUUCAAUUCGAGCGAAGCAUCUUCGCCAUUCUACCCUCGUCGUUAUUCAUCUUAUGUGCUGCUGUUCGAAUUUUUUUUCUUUAUCAUGCAAGACCUAGAGUAUCGGCACCGUCUCUCCGCUGGAUCAAGCAGUCACUAGGAGCGAUUCUGGGUAUUAUGCAGUUGUGUCUGCUGGUGCUCUCCGUAAGCUUGGAAAGUCACACCCAGCUCACUUCAGUUGCCUCUUUGGCCCUUUCUGUAGCCGAUGCAGUGGUUAUUUGUGUGCUUUCCUAUUUAGAGCAUAGUAAGACCAUAUGUCCGUCCAGUCUCUUACUUACCUACCUCUCCACCUCGAUCUUGCUAGAUGCGGCUUGUCUUCGAACCCUCUGGCUACUCAAGUCCAGCAAACCCGUUUUAAGGAUUCUUUCCUCAUUUAGUCUGGCCGUGAAACUGGCCUCAUUAAUGGCCGAGUCUUCACGGAAGACAAAAUGCUUUCUCAAUGCGGAAGAUAAAGCUAGAUCCCCCGAAGAAAUCAGUGGAAUAUUUAGCAAUGGACUGUUUUUAUGGCUUAAUUCCCUACUUUGGGUCGGUUUCAGGAAGGCCCUCACACUAAGCGAUCUGAAUCAUUUGCCGCAGAGCUGUAAUGUUGUGAAUGAGGAGUCAGGAUUCACCCAGACAUUCGAAAGACAUAAAGCUCAUCGACACAGCCUCGUGAGGGCAAUCGUUAUAUCCUUCAAGAACAGACUGUUGUGGCCAGUUAUUCCACGACUGUGUGUUCUGACAUUCACCUUACUUCAGCCAGUGUUGAUGCUCAAACUCCUUCAGUGGCUGGAAGACACAUCGACACAAGACCUCGGCUAUGGCAUCUUGGGCGCCUACGGCAUUAUUUAUACCGGUCUAGCGAUUGCCACUGGUGUCUACUGGCGUUUCCAGCUGCAAUUCACCACCCUGCUGCGGGGUACCCUACUCUCUGCCGUCUUUCAGAAGACACUGUUAAUCCGUCCGAUAGACGCGCAUAAGACACCCAUGACUCUCAUCAACACUGAUAUUGAGAUGGCAUGUACGGGACUAGAGCAACUACACGAAGUGUAUUCGAGUCUGUUUCAAGUUGGUAUCGCGACCUGGCUCUUGGAGCGUCAAGUCGGGGUGGCUUCUAUAGCUCCUAUGAUUGUCGCGACUGUUUGCGCGGUGGCUACCUAUAAAAUUUCCAAACACGUUGGGAUAUGCCAGAAGGGAUGGUUAGAGAGUGUUCAAACACGUUUAAACGCCACCACGUCGAUGUUGUCGAAUAUGAAAAUCAUCCAGAUGUCCGGGCUGGGUAUAGAUAUAUUUGAUAGAAUCUUCAAACUUCGAGAUGCCGAGCUGGCGUCUGCCUCAAGCUACCGAAAUUUACUUGUGUGGAUUAUGGGCUUAGCAUAUCUCCCGUCUGCGAUAUCUCCUGUUUUGGCCCUGGCAAUCUAUGCUGCCAUCCAACAUAAUAUUUGGGACUCCUCCAGCGCUGCUAGAAUAUACACCGCCAUAUCGCUGAUAGGUCUUGUCACGUCGCCUCUUACAGCUGUUUUCCAACAGGUACCUGGCGUCAUCGCAGCUUUCAGCUGUCUGAAACGGGUGGAGGAUUACCUGAAACAGCCAGAUAUGAUGAAUCAGGAGAUCAUAGCCAAUUUAGAAUUCGAGACACAACAUAUGGUUUCCUCGCAGAAACAGGCCACUGCCUCGAGUAUUCCCUUAGGGGAUUACCGAAGCCAUGCAAGAUUUCCCUUUGCUUUCGCAUCUCACAAAGCAAGCUUUUCUUACCCGGGCUCUGAAUUUCCUGUUCUCCAGAACCUUACUAUCGAAAUUCCAUGGUCCAAGGUGACGUUGCUAAUAGGGCCGACCGGCAGUGGAAAGUCAGCUUUGAUAAAGGCUAUGCUGGGUGAGCUAGAUGUAUCCCAAGGAACCUUCACCAAGGGCUUUGAAUCUUGCGCUUACUGUGAUCAAACCCCUUGGAUCGAGAACCAACCUAUCCAAACCAAUAUCGCCGGGCCUUCCGAAGCUUGGCAAGAGGGAUGGUAUAAUAAGACUGUUUGGGCUUGUGACCUGGAACAGGACAUUGAGCGUAUGCUAGAGCAGGAUCAUACCGAGGUUGGCAGUGAUGGCGCUACGCUCAGCGGAGGACAGAAGCAGAGAGUUUGUCUGGCAAGAGCCGUGUAUUCCCGGCAAAAGGUUAUUAUACUAGACGAUAGCUUCAGUGCUCUGGAUCCUCGGACCGAGCAGACUGUCAUUCAUCGUCUCCUGGGCCCGGACGGUCUAAUGAGAGGUAGUGAGCAGACUGUAAUUAUUGCCUCAAAUACAGAACGCUUGGUACCCUACGCAGACUUUGUAAUUCUUCUCGAUGCCGAUGGGGAAGUGAAAGCACACGAACCGGCGCGACAACUGUUACAACAGUUUCCGGAGCAUCUGCGUGUUGCCGAUGACAAGAAAUCGGAGCCACAAUUGGAGCAUACCUCGCUAGCAGAGCCUGUCGCACCUAAGCAGCAAUCAAAGCAAUCCAAGAGCAACGACCUCAAAAUGCCGUUGCUGAAGACAUCAGUCUACAGAUCUUAUUUCAAAUCGAUGGGCCUUUGGAAAGGAUUAACUCUGUGUGCACUACUCACUCUUCAGACCUUCUUCUCUAAAUUUCCGACUGUUUGGCUCCAGUGGUGGCUCGAUGUAGAACAUCAAUCGAUGAGACUGCUUUACGCGAGGUACAUCGGGGUAUACACUCUCUUUCAGGUCCUUGGCUUAGCCUUCACGUUUAUUGCUGCCUUCCACCAACUACGUGUCAUCAUGCCUCGUACGAGUCGCUAUUUUCAUACGCGUCUCCUAAAGGCAGUCACAUCUCUGUCUUUUCCGUCUUUCAGCGCAAUGAGCACGGGCUCCAUCACAAACCGUUUCAGCCAGGACUUGCAGUUAAUUGACUGGACACUGCCUGUAACGUUUCUUAACGCCUCGGAGGGUGCACUGGGCACGUUAGCACAAGCUAUAAUUGUUGCAAGUGCUUCUCCAUAUAUCUUCAUCGCGUUCCCAGUCCUAUUCACCACUGUCAUCGCCAUCCAGCGGUUCUAUCUUCGCACCUCACGCCAAAUACGCUCCAUGGAUAUUGAAGCCAAAUCUCCGCUACUCAACUAUUUUCUAGAAACUAUCAAGGGUCUCCAGACGAUUCGUGCAUUUGGUUGGCAAUAUCGGCACCAAGCAACCUACCAAAGCCACCUCAAUGCGUCGCAGCGACCAUACUACCAACGCUUCAUGUUGCAACGCUGGCUGACGUUGGUAUUGGACCUGAUUACGGCGGGAAUGGCGCUUCUGGUUGUGGGCACAGCGAUCGCCUUGCGCACACGCUCUGCGUUAAUCGGCCUGGCCCUUGUUAAUGUGAUCUCGAUGAGCGAGAACCUACAGCUUCUAGUGCUCCAAUGGGCGGCCAUGGAGAUUUCCCUGAGCUCCGUCAGUCGGCUGAAGGCUUUCACCCAUCAGGCUGCCGAAUCGGAGCAUUCUUGCCAGCGAGCCGGCUCUGGGUUGCUCCCCCAGACUCAACCCUUAUGGCCCACACAGGGACGCAUCGAGAUCAAGCAGUUGACUGCCAGGUACACGGCCGAUGGCCCCGCAGCUUUGCAAGACAUUUCGCUCACAAUCCCGCCCGGCACGAAAGUUGGCAUUUGCGGCCGCACGGGGAGCGGGAAGAGCACGCUCCUAGCGACACUAUUCGCCAUGGUAUCUGUCACACAAGGAACCGUGACUAUCGAUGGAUUGGACCUUGCCAGUCUGCAGCCGGAGACCCUCCGCUCUGCGCUAAUUGGCAUCUCGCAGGACAGCUACAUCGUUCCCGGGUUUACUGUGCGCGAGAACCUCGUUCUCGGCUGUCGGCGGCAGCACCAGCAUCCGUGCGACGAGGAUGAUGCCCGGCUCAUUGCUGCUCUACAGACUGUGCAGCUGUGGCACGUGAUAGCUGCGCGCGGAGGCCUGUCCACUGUCCUCGAGGACCCAAACGAGACGUUAUCAGCUGGCCAGAGCCAAUUGUUUGCUUGCGCACGUGCGCUCUUGCGUACAGGCUCCGUGGUCGUCCUAGAUGAGCCGGCAAGUCAUCUCACGAUUGAAACCGCGGAGCUGAUCCGACAAAUGAUUAGGGAGAAUUUUCGAGAACGGACGGUAGUUGCCGUGAUGCACGAUAUUAAAUCUUUGUUGGAUUGGGAUCUCGUUGUAGUGUUGGAGGAGGGUCACAUAGUACAGGUGGGUAGGCCGGAAGAGUUACGAGGGCAAGACGGGGUAUUUCGGGAAAUGCUGGAUACAAUUUGA